Messenger RNA from Microsporum canis CBS 113480, 1734 nucleotides. RefSeq names its product stil. The transcript has 5 exons. Lineage: Eukaryota; Fungi; Ascomycota; Eurotiomycetes; Onygenales; Arthrodermataceae. Bases 1 to 1734 code for a protein of 577 amino acids. Gene Ontology annotation, molecular function: Hsp90 protein binding. The record is from RefSeq and is a predicted model, not a curated record.
AUGGCCGACGCUCUGAAAGCAGAGGGAAACAAGGCGUUUGCGGCCAAGGACUUUACCACAGCUGUUGAGAAGUUCUCUGCAGCAAUCGAGCUCGAUCCAAGCAACCAUGUCCUUUACUCGAACCGCUCUGGAGCCUAUGCCUCGCUGAAGGACUUCGACAAGGCGCUUGAAGACGCAAACAAGACGACGGAGCUGAAGGCUGACUGGCCCAAGGGAUGGGGCCGUAAGGGAGCUGCUUUGCAUGGACAGGGAGAUUUAUUGGGCGCUCACGAUGCUUAUGAAGAAGCCUUGAAGCUCGACUCAAACAAUGCGCAGGCCAAGGCUGGACUUGAGUCGGUGAAGCGUGCUAUUGAUGCGGAAGCCAGAGCGGAUGGUGUCUCCGGAGAUCCUACUGCCGGACUAGGGAACAUGUUCCAGGAUCCCCAGUUGAUACAGAAGCUGGCCAACAACCCAAAGACGGCCCCUCUCCUUGCAGACUCCGAAUUCAUGGCCAAGCUGCAGAAGCUGGCGAAGAACCCCAGUGCCGUUGGCGAUGAGAUGAGAGAUCCACGUUUCCUGCAGGUAAUGGGUGUUCUGCUUGGUGUUGAUAUGUCCUUUGGUGCCCCUCCGGAGGCUGGCGGUGCUGCUGGUCGGGAAACCGAAGCGGAAGAGGAUGUGGAAAUGCCUGAUGCACGCCCCUCUGCCCAGAAGGCUCCUGAGCCAGAGCCAGAGCCAGAGCCGGAGGAUGAGGAGACGAUCGCAAAGAAGAAGGCCAAGGCUGAGGCCGAUGAGGAAAAGAAGCUAGGUACAGAAAACUACAAGAAGAGGCAGUUUGAUGCGGCAAUCGAACAUUACAGCAAGGCGUGGGAAAUAUAUCACGACAUCACCUACCUGACAAAUCUCAGUGCGGCCCAAUUUGAGAAGGGAGACUACAAGGAUGCCAUUGCGACCUGCGAGAAGGCCGUCACCGAAGGCCGUGAGAUGCUGGCUGAUUUCAAGAUUAUUGCAAAGGCCUUUGGACGAAUUGGAUCUUCAUAUGAGAAGCUUGGAGACCUGGCCACUGCCAUUUCCAACUACCAAAAGUCGCUGACAGAACACCGCACUCCAGAGAUUCUUGCCAAGCUCCGCGCUGCAGAGAAGGCCAAAAUCAAAGCCGAAAAGGAGGCCUACCUUGAUCCGGAGGAGGCCGAAAAGGCCCGCGAGCUUGGUAACAAGAAGUUCAAAGAAGCGGACUGGCCUGGUGCCGUCGAGGCCUACACCGAGAUGACCAAGCGCGCUCCAGACGACCAUCGUGGAUAUAGCAAUCGUGCAGCAGCCCUGAUCAAGCUGAUGGCGUUCCCCCAGGCUGUCCAGGACUGUGACGAGGCGAUCAAGCGGGACCCCAAGUUCAUCCGGGCCUACCUGCGAAAAGCGCAGGCCCUGUUUGCCAUGAAGGAGUACAACAAGUGUCUGGAUGUAUGCACCGAGGCAUCCGAACACGACGAGAACGGCGCCAAUCAGCGCGAGAUCGAGCAGCAGCAGCAGAAGGCUCUUGAGGCUCAGUUCAGCGCCCGUGCCGGUGAGACUGAGGCUGAAACUGCGGAGAGAAUCCAGCGAGACCCCGAGAUUAUGUCAAUUGUGCAGGAUCCUGUGAUGCAGGCCAUCCUCCAGCAAGCUCGUAACGACCCAGCAGCUCUCCGCGAGCACAUGAAGAACGCGACUGUCCGUACGAAGAUCCAGAAGCUGAUAGCAGCCGGAGUGAUCAGGACGGGAUGA